Sitophilus oryzae (rice weevil) is the source of this 579-nucleotide messenger RNA. RefSeq names its product activity-regulated cytoskeleton associated protein 2-like. The transcript has a single exon. The record is from RefSeq and is a predicted model, not a curated record. The coding region runs from base 1 to 579 and encodes 192 amino acids. NCBI's taxonomy places the organism in Eukaryota, Metazoa, Arthropoda, Insecta, Coleoptera, Curculionidae.
AUGCUAAACUACCCAUUACCGCCGACUCCUGGACCGAACCAAAGCCAAAAUGUUAGCCCCUUGGAUGUUCGUAAAUGGGGAGUGACAUUUGAUGGCCGGUCCGAUCCCGCAACCUUUCUGGAGAAGUUAGAAGAGAUUUGCGCGGCGCAGAGCAUACAACCAAACCGGUUGUUGCCACAACUUCCUGAAGUUUUACAAGGAGAAGCGGCGCUCUGGUACCGAAAUAACCGAGGUAACUACCGGAGCUGGGAAGACUUCACCAGGGAAUUUAAAAUUUUCUAUUAUCCUGUAAAUUAUGAAGUGGACUUGGAGGCAAAGAUCAGUCGUCGAGUACAGAAACCGAAUGAGUUCGUCACCGCCUAUAUUACUGACCUGCAAACACUGAUUUGCCGACAUGGCAAUAUUUCCACGAGUCAAGAACUACAGUGGCUAUAUCGGAAUUUAUUGCCCGAGUAUCGCCAGUAUGCCAGGAGAGGGGAUUUCCACGAUAUUUCGUCCUUCUCUCAAAUUACUAUUCACCAACCGAGAUCGUCGAAGAAUUACCAGAAAUCUUACGUCAAGAAGUCCGUCCUGUUGUGA